AUGGGCAUAGAAAAGAUUCCCAAAGACAUGACGGCCGUCCAGGUCGUCGAAUUCAAACAACCAUACAAGAUCCACAAGGUCCCAACACCACAGAAACUUGGCGACUAUGACAUUCUGGUCAAGACGGCCGUGGCUUCGCUAUGUCACACAGACGCCAUGGUCCGGAAUGGUGUAUUCCCGACAAAGCUGCCCUGCACCGGAUCCCAUGAAGGCACCGGCAUCGUCGUGGCAAAGGGCAGCAAGGUCGACACGUUCAAGGAGGGCGAUCGCGUCAUGUCCGGCAUUCCCAAAUCGGCAUGUGGUGAAUGCAUGAGCUGCAAGAAGGGCGAUGACUACAAGCAGUAUUGCACUAAUGUAGAGGGCAUGAUCGGAGUCAUCAUCGAUGGAGCAUUCGCCGACUACCACGUCGCCGAUAGCAGAACAAGCUGCCAUAUCCCCGACAGCGUCAGUUUCGCCGAUGCAGCACCACUCGCAUGCGCCGGUGUCACCAUCUACCGCGCCAUCAUCACCUCAGGUGCCAAGAAGGCACGUGGAUGGCCAUCGUCGGUGCUGGUGGUGGUCUUGGGGAAAGAAGAGGUCGUCAAGCAAGUGCAAGCCCUCACUGACGGACUCGGCGUCGAGUCCGCCAUCAAUGUGUCGGAGCACGAAACAUCAGCACCGCUAGCAUGUGCGAUCACUCGUAUGCACGGCCUUGUCGUUCAGGUCUCGCAGCCAGAGAUGGUGUCGGUGCCGUUCACCGAGUUUAUCUUCCGCGACAUCACGAUCAAGGGGACUCUGGUGGCGGGACAAAAGAUCUCGCAGGAGAUGCUUGACGUCGCUGGCUCUAGCGGUGUCAAGGUUGAGACUCAGAAGUUCCAAGGUCUUGACAAGGUUCCGGACAUGGUCGAGUUGGCGCACUCAGGCAAGCUGAGUGGCAAGGCUGUCUGUGUCGUAGAUGGUAGUAUGUAA
Cyphellophora attinorum is the source of this 948-nucleotide messenger RNA. RefSeq names its product Alcohol dehydrogenase 4, mitochondrial. The coding region runs from base 1 to 948 and encodes 315 amino acids. Lineage: Eukaryota; Fungi; Ascomycota; Eurotiomycetes; Chaetothyriales; Cyphellophoraceae. Gene Ontology annotation, molecular function: oxidoreductase activity. The record is from RefSeq and is a predicted model, not a curated record. The transcript is spliced from 3 exons.